GCACGCAGGUAACCUGGAAGUUGCAACGUUUAAAAUGCUUAGUGGCUGCUGGGCCUGGGCAAAUAUAUGAGGGAAUAGGCUGUAGCGGAGGUAUAUGGUGUGUGUUCGGUUCUUCGGUGUUUGUGAGAAGGAUUGAAAGAUGCCGUCACGCGUGGAAGAUUAUGAGGUUUUGUACACCAUCGGCUCUGGUUCUUACGGGAAAUGUCAGAAAGUUCGCAGGCGAUCUGAUGGCAAGACUUUAGUUUGGAAAGAGCUGGACUAUGGCACCAUGUCUGAGGCAGAGAAGCAAAUGCUGGUCUCUGAAGUGAAUUUACUGCGUGAGCUCCGACAUCCCAACAUUGUUCGCUAUUAUGACCGUAUCAUUGACCGAACAAACACUACUCUUUAUAUAGUGAUGGAGUACUGUGAAGGUGGGGACCUGGCCAGCCUAAUUUCUAAAUGUACAAAAGAGAGGCAAUAUUUAGAAGAAGACUUUAUUCUGCGUGUGUUUGCUCAGCUUGCUUUGGCGUUAAAGGAUUGUCAUAGACGAGGAGAUGGUGGCCAUACGGUACUUCAUAGAGACCUAAAACCUGCAAACAUAUUUUUAGAUGCCAAAAAGAAUGUGAAGCUUGGAGACUUUGGGUUGGCCAGAAUACUGCAUCAUGAUACAAGUUUUGCCAAAACAUUUGUUGGCACUCCAUAUUAUAUGUCUCCUGAGCAAAUGAAUCGUAUGUCCUAUAAUGAGAAGUCGGAUAUCUGGUCUCUCGGCUGCCUUCUAUAUGAACUUUGUGCCCUUUCGCCACCAUUUACUGCCUAUAAUCAGAAGGAGUUGACAGAAAAAAUAAGGGAAGGAAAGUUUAGACGAAUCCCAUAUCGUUAUUCUGAAGAUCUGAAUCAAGUGAUAACAAAAAUGUUACAUCUUAAGGACUACUUAAGACCUUCAAUAGAAGAAGUUUUACUGAAUCCAUUGUUAACAGAAUGGGUUAUAGAGGAACAGAGCAACAUUUCUGAAAAGAAGGCCUUUAAAGCCUCCGAAGAGAAAAUGCAGCAACCAAACCCUGUAGCUUCAGAACUUCGGUUAAAGGAAAACCAGUUGCUAACGAGAGAGAAGGCUUUGAAAGAAAGGGAAGAUCGGCUAGAACAGAGAGAACGAGAACUUUGUGUACGCGAGAGACUUGCUGAAGAUAAACUUGCAAGGGCAGAAAAUUUGAUGAAGAAUUUAAAUCUGAUGAAAGAGCAACGUCUCUUUUCUCCUGCACUGGAAAAUGGGCUAGAUACCAUUCUUGAUCGCUCAUCUACAAGGAGCAAGAAGUAUGUCCACUUUGGGGAGAGUAAAGAAAACCGUGACUCAGAUGGAAUGAGUCAAGAGAAAUGUACAGAAUUAAAACGACGGUUGCAUGCUGCAAAUAUGAGAGCGAAAGCUUUGAGCGAGAUUGAAAAGAACUUUCAGUUAAAAAGUCGACAGAUCUUAGGGAUGCGUUGAUGGCUACAAAAGGAGAAAGGGGGGGAAAAAAAACACUGUUCAAACUUUUUAGACUUUACUCCAUUGUCUAACAGUUUUUUUUAUUUAUUGUUUUAUACGGUUUUUGUAAGAAGUAAUUAUAAGCCAGGCACUAAAUGUAUGCCAACAUUUAAAAAGUUAAUAUAUUUUUUUACAGCUGUGGGAAUGCCUGUAUGUGUUGAUGGGAAUUUUAAGGUCAAUGUGGUUACAUUAGUGUUUGUUCAAAAGGUAAAAAGCAUUUGCAUUUUAAGUGUCCUAUAGAAUUCAGAGGUAAUCAGAAACCAGUUUCAGUGCAUUUAUUAUUGGAAAAUGUUAUUUGGUCUACAUUAUAUAAUGUAUAGUAAUACUGUUAAAGCAUACAGUGAAAAAAGGCCAAUAUUUUGGCUGUAAUGGCACCAUGAUUUGUUUGCAUUUGCGUCAAAACAGGACACUGGAUUAAUAUUUCAUAUUUUUGAAAAUAUGAAGCCUUCCAUUAUGUUUCCUGGUAAAUGUUUAAAAAUUAAUUCAUAGGUUGUUUGUAUUGCUUAGUCUUUAUGUACCUGUGCUUGGGAAAUUUUUAAAAGGGCAGUAAAUGAACCAACCUAAACACUCUACCUUACAGCAUUUACGCCAACAUAACGCAUAUAUUUGCAGCACAUGUCCCUUUAAAAUAACUGCACCAUCUGUCCUACACAUUAUUAUAUAUAAUAAACUGUGAGGCAAGGUAUUAUACUUUAUUUAUGAAGCGCCAACAUAUUCCGCAGUGCUGUCCAUGGAUACAAUUCAUUUAAAUAAAACAAUACAAGACUUGUAAGAUACAGGACAAAAUUUAAAAACACAUACAGGAGGGAUUGAGGGCCCUAUUCCUGUGGGAACUUACAACCUAGAAGGGUAGGAGGUUGAGAAACAGGAAGUGAGGAAGAUGUUAAUACUGAGUUAGAUAAGGAAAAUGUUAGAUAAGUGAAAUGCAUUUAUUAUUGAGUUGGGUUGUAGGCUUCCCUGAACAGAAAAGUCUUCAGGGAACAUUUAAAGGAAGAAAGAUUAGGGCAAAGCCUGACAGCACGAGGGAGAGUGUUCCAGAGAGUAGGUGCUGCACUAUAGAAGUUCUGUAGUCUAGCAUGAGAGGAGGUGAUAGUUGCAGAUGCAAGGAGCAGGUCAUUGUUGGAUCUUAGUGGUCGGGCUGGAGUAUACUUGUAUAUUAGAGAGGAUAGGUAGAGGGGAGCGGCGUUGGUGAGAGGUUUGUAUGUAAGGGUGACAAUUUUGAAUUUGAUUCUGCUGUGAAUGGGGAGCCAAUGAAGGGACUCACAAAGAGGUGCAGCAGAUACAGAUCGACGGGAAAGGUGGUUCAGCCUGGCAGAGGCAUUUAGGAUGGAUUGAAGGGGGGAAAGAGGAAGGCCAGCGAGUAGGUUAUUGCAGUAGUCAAGUCGGGAGAUAACAAGGGAGUGGACUAUUUGCUUUGUGGUGUCAGCGCUCAGAAAAGGGCAAAUUUUGGAAAUAUUGCGUAGAUGAUUGCGGCAGGAUGUAGAAAGCGAUUGGAUAUGGGGGACGAAGGAUAGGUUUGAGUCAAGUGUGACUCUGAGGCAGCGGACUUGGGGCGAUUGGGAAAUGGUGAUACUGUCAACAGGGAUAGAGAACUCAGCGUAGAGCUGGGGGGGGUGGGGGAUAAGAAGGAGCUCAGUCUUGGACAUGUUAAUCUUUAGGUGGUGAGAGGCCAUCCAGGAAGAAAUACCAGAUAAGCAGUUGCUGACAUGAGAGAGAGCAGGGGUGGAGAGGUAGAUCUGGGUGUCAUCAACAUAGAGGUGAUAGUUGAAGCCAUAACUGUUGAUAAGUUUACCCAGCGAAGAAGUAUAGAUGGAGAAGAGUAGAGGACCCAGUACAGAUCCUUGAAGUACUCCGACAGAGGCAAAUGACACAGAAAAAGACCUGUGAGAAAGAUAGGAGUGAAUCCAGGAAAGAGCAGUGUCACAGAGGCCAAAAGAGCUAAGGGUCUGUAGGAGGAGGGGGUGGUCAACAGUGUCGAAGGCAGCUGAGAGGUCAAGUAAGAUGAGUAUAGAAUUGUGGCCAAUAUUUUUAGCAGAGAGAAGAUUGUUUGUGACCUUGGUAAGGGCAGUCUCAGUUGAGUGUUUUGGGCGGAAUCCGGAUUGCAGUGGGUCAAGCAAGGAGUUGGCGGAUCAGUAAUAGUACAUACUACCCUCACUAAAUGGGUUUGUGUUCCUGCUGGAUGUUUCAUGAUACAGCUUUACUUAAAGAACAUGUAAAUACAGUAUCCCAUAAUCAACAACUGCAUGAUAAAAGACAAUGCAAUAGCACUUAGUCUGAACUUCAAAUGAGUAGUAGAUUUAUGGUUUUUCUGACUAAUUUCAGUUAUGUCUAUUUCCACUCCUGUAUUGUGACAGCCAAUCAUAUUCUGUGAAUUCUUGCAAAGUGUAAUUAUAGAAAGACUGCGUGUUUUGUUAAUGGAAGUAAAUUGGAAAGUUAUUUAAGAUUGCUGCUAUUUCUAAAUCAUGAAAGUUUCAUUUUGACUUGAGUGUCUCUUUAAAGCUUUGCUGCAGUA
Molecule: messenger RNA, 4013 nt
Organism: Bombina bombina (fire-bellied toad)
Lineage: Eukaryota; Metazoa; Chordata; Amphibia; Anura; Bombinatoridae
Gene: NEK2
Product: NIMA related kinase 2
Exons: 9
Coding region: 140-1462 (440 amino acids)
Biological process (GO): protein phosphorylation
Molecular function (GO): ATP binding; protein kinase activity
Source: RefSeq, a predicted model, not a curated record